Molecule: messenger RNA, 372 nt
Organism: Chlorocebus sabaeus (green monkey)
Lineage: Eukaryota; Metazoa; Chordata; Mammalia; Primates; Cercopithecidae
Source: RefSeq, a predicted model, not a curated record
AGAAUCGCUGUCGCCAUGACCAGUCAGUUGCAGGGGAUCCAGCAGCUGCUGAAGGCUGAGAAGUGGGCCACUGAGAAGGUGUCAGAGGCCCACAAGCAAAAGAACCAGAGGCUGAAGCAGGUCAAGGAAACAGCUCAGGCUGAAACUGAACAGUGCUACCUGCAGAGAAAGAAAGAGUUCAAGGCCAAAGAAGCUGCAGCACUGGGAUCCCAUGGCAGGUGCAGCACUGAAGUGGAUAAGGAGACCCAGGAAAAAAUGGCCAUCUUCCAGACCUACUUCCAGCAGAACAGGGAAGAAGUCAUGAAUAACUUCUUGGCCUUUGUCUGUGACAUUCAGCCAGAAAUACAUGAAAACUACUGCCUAGAUGGAUAG